Tinamus guttatus (white-throated tinamou) is the source of this 1683-nucleotide messenger RNA. The record is from RefSeq and is a predicted model, not a curated record. NCBI's taxonomy places the organism in Eukaryota, Metazoa, Chordata, Aves, Tinamiformes, Tinamidae.
AUGGGGACAAGCCUGUCCCCGAGCAGGGGGAAGGAUUCCAAGUCCCGCAGGGACCGGGACUCGCGGAAGGUGGAGGACGAGGAUGAGAACGCGCUGAAGAAGGAGAAGGUGCAGGCAAGGAAGGGGUUGGAUGCUGCUUCUGGGGGCAGCUGCUGUCCCACUGGCGGGAAUGGAGCCUUCGGGGCUGCUGACGGCCCGACCCUUCAUUUGCAGGCCCAGCCGCUGUCCCUGGAGGAGCUGCUGGCCAAGAAGAAGGCAGAAGAAGAGGCUGAAGCCAAGCCCAAAUUCCUGUCCAAAGCGGAGCGCGAGGCCGAGGCCCUGCGGCGGCGGCAGCAGGAGGUCGAGGAGCGGCAGCGGCUGCUCGAAGAGGAGAGGAAGAAGCGGAAGCAGUUCCAGGAGAUGGGCAGGAAGAUGCUGGAAGACCCUCAGGAGCGUGAGCGCAGGGAGCGCCGGGAGCGCAUGGAGCGGGAAACCAACGGCACGGAGGACGAGGAGGGCAGGCAGAAGAUCCGCGAGGAGAAAGACAAGAGCAAAGAGCUCCACGCUAUCAAGGAACGGUACCUGGGAGGAGUGAAGAAGCGGCGCCGCACGCGGCACCUCAACGACCGCAAGUUCGUCUUCGAGUGGGACGCGUCCGAGGACACGUCCAUCGACUACAACCCGCUGUACAAGGAGCGGCACCAGGUGCAGCUGCUGGGCCGGGGCUUCAUCGCUGGCAUCGACCUGAAGCAGCAGAAACGGGAGCAGUCCCGGUUCUACGGAGACCUGAUGGAGAAGAGGCGGACGCUGGAGGAGAAGGAGCAGGAAGAGGCCCGGCUGCGGAAGCUGCGGAAGAAGGAGGCCAAGCAGCGCUGGGAUGACCGGCACUGGUCCCAGAAGAAGCUGGACGAGAUGACGGACAGGGACUGGCGCAUCUUCCGCGAGGACUACAGCAUCACCACCAAGGGGGGCAAGAUUCCCAACCCCAUCCGCUCCUGGAAGGACUCCUCCCUGCCCCCACACAUCCUGGAGGUCAUCGACAAGUGCGGCUACAAGAUCGUCAUCGCCACGCCGGGGCGGCUCAUCGACGUGCUGGAGAACCGCUACCUGGUGCUGAGCCGCUGCACCUACGUGGUGCUGGACGAGGCUGACCGCAUGAUCGACAUGGGCUUCGAGCCCGACGUGCAGAAGAUCCUGGAGCACAUGCCUGUCACCAACCAAAAACCCGACACCGAUGAGGCCGAGGACCCGGAGAAGAUGUUGGCCAACUUCGAGUCGGGGAAACACAAGUACAGGCAGACCGUGAUGUUCACGGCCACGAUGCCGCCCGCGGUGGAGCGCCUGGCCCGCAGCUACCUGCGCCGCCCGGCCGUGGUCUACAUCGGCUCCGCCGGGAAGCCUCACGAGCGCGUGGAGCAGAAGGUCUUCCUCAUGUCGGAGUCGGAGAAGAGGAAGAAGCUGUUGGCCAUCCUGGAACAGGGCUUCGACCCGCCCAUCAUCAUCUUCGUCAACCAGAAGAAGGGCUGCGACGUGCUGGCCAAGUCACUGGAGAAGAUGGGGUACAACGCGUGCACCCUGCACGGCGGCAAGGGCCAGGAGCAGCGAGAGUUCGCCCUGUCCAACCUGAAGGCCGGGGCCAAGGACAUCCUGGUGGCCACGGACGUGGCCGGUCGCGGUAUCGACAUCCACGACGUCUCCAUGGUC